AUGACAGCGCGCAGGAUUGUGUGGACUGAGGAGAUGGAGGGGCAGCUUGUGGAGCUCUGGCAGGCGAACCCUUCUCUGUACGACGUCAGCUCUGACCAUUACCACGACCGGAGCAAGCGUGAGAAAGGCUGGACUGACAUUGCUGCGGAGUUACAUGUGCCUGUGAAAGAGGUAAAAACCAGGGUGGCAUCCAUGAGGACCCAGUUUGGUAAGCUGCUGAAACCAAAAGCCAGCGGCAGUGGCCAGAAGUCCACCACCCCCAAACAGAUGUGGCUUAUGAAGCAGCUGGACUUCUUAAAGUCACAUGUUGUCCCCCGACACACAGAGUCCACUCUGACACUUGGCACAGACUCUGAUGAUGGCGAGGAGGACUCUAUUGUCAGCAUGUCCAACACCCCCAGCCCAGUGACUGUGACUCCAGAUGAAGAAACCACCCCACCCACAGAGUCCACAGGACAGGCAGUUAAAAGGCCCAGGGCUACAAAACCCACAAUGAAGGCAGCUGACAUGGAGAUGGUCAAACUCUCCCUCUUGCAGAGGGUUCAAAAUACUCUGGAGAGUCCACCUGCUGAUGCGGAAGAGGUGUUUGGCCAACAGGUAGCCUCAGAGGUGAGGUCCAUAAAGGACCGGGCCCUUCAGCUGAGGCUGAAGAGGGACAUCAUGAACCUCAUCUACGAUGCUCAGGAGGCAGAGAUGGCCUACCAGAUGCCAAACACACACACCUCUCAUCCUGGCACCUAUGGUCACCCUGGCCCACACCAAAGGCUGCAAUACCAAGGAAUGCAACCUUAUCAGCCCCAAGCCCCAAGUCCCCAAGACCCAUCUGCAUCAACCCAGCCGAUGUAUAGGAAUAUGCUGAAUAACUAG
Molecule: messenger RNA, 867 nt
Organism: Engraulis encrasicolus (European anchovy)
Lineage: Eukaryota; Metazoa; Chordata; Actinopteri; Clupeiformes; Engraulidae
Exons: 3
Coding region: 1-867 (288 amino acids)
Source: RefSeq, a predicted model, not a curated record